AUGCCUUCUGUCUAUGCCCUUAAGGAAAAAGCUCUACCGCUUUCAAAAGAAGUUUGCCUCACCGGUCUGGACGUGGUGCGCAGUCGUGCCGACAAAAACCUGAUCACUCACACGUACGGGAGAGCCCUGGUGGAGAGGAAGUGCUGGAGUCCAGAGAGUGCUGAGGGUAAACCCAUGGGCUUGGAAUCGAAGUACAAGCACCUGUUGGAGCUGUUAAGGAGGACAGCGGUUCACGGUGAGAGUAACUCUUUGCAUAUCAUCGGUCCAUGUGGAUCUGUUAAAACCAUGCUGCUACGUUGUGCUCUGAGAGAGCUGCUGGACUUGCAGGAGGUGAAGAUGAAUGUCCUGCAGGUUCACCUGAGCAGUCUGCUGCAGAUGGACGACCGGAUCGCUCUGAGAGAGAUCACACGCCAGCUUCAACUGGAGAACGUCGUAGGAGACAAAGUGUUGGGCCCGUCUGUCUACCUGUCUGUCUUCCUCCCUGUCUGUCUGUCUGCAGGUGAUAAAAGCAGCAGUCAGCCAGUGUUCUUCAUCCUGGAAGAGUUUGAUCUGUUUGCUCAUCAUAAGAACCAGACGCUGCUGUACAACCUGCUGGAUGUUUCUCAGUCUGCUCAGGCUCCUGUAGCUGUGGUGGGACUCACCUGCAGACUAGACGUUCUUGAGCUCUUGGAAAAGUGUGUGAAGUCUCGUUUUUCCCACAGACAGAUUCACCUGUUGAGUUCUCUGACUUUCCGUCAGUAUCGAGACGCCUUUCGGUCCGAGCUCACGCUGCAGGAUGACUUCCCCGACAGCAAGUUCUCUCAGGAGUGGAACCUCUGCGUCUCGGUACGACACACCGCAUCACGAACCUGA
This is a messenger RNA of Hemibagrus wyckioides, 852 nucleotides long. Its product is annotated as origin recognition complex subunit 4-like. The transcript has 8 exons. Gene Ontology annotation, biological process: DNA replication; DNA replication initiation. The record is from RefSeq and is a predicted model, not a curated record. NCBI's taxonomy places the organism in Eukaryota, Metazoa, Chordata, Actinopteri, Siluriformes, Bagridae. Gene Ontology annotation, cellular component: nucleus; nuclear origin of replication recognition complex. The coding region runs from base 1 to 852 and encodes 283 amino acids. Gene Ontology annotation, molecular function: DNA replication origin binding.